CUCCAACUCGCAUCUUCUCUUCCUCUUCCUCUUCCUCUUCUUCCUCUUCCUUCUCCUCUAAAACCCUCCAACAAAACCACCAUCUUCUAGUUCUAUCACCACCACUAGUCGGAGGCACCACCUCUAGCCGGCGUUGUGGGGUUUUCAAUUUGGGGAACUUCCAACCAACUCUCCUUCUCUGCCGCUGCUAUCGUCGGUGUUCACGACAGUGGCCUGAUUAUACGCAUUACUUCUCAAUUCGGAAGUCAGACGGGGGUUAGCUUGUUCUGUUCAUGAUUGCAGGAGUUUGAUGGAAUGUUGUAAGGUUCCAAUUUCUCUGACUGCAGGAGCCAUGGCUUGUUCCAAUCAGCUAUUAACUGUCUUCAAGUGUCCGCAAGGUGUACAUCGAGGGUCUCAUACAGAAAGGUUACAAGUACAAUCUCGGAGUGUUGUCUGUUGGAGGCAAAAGCAUAAAGGAGAUCGAUCAGUGAAAGAAGAGAGAUUUUCACCAAAAAAACCCUAUCGGUUGAAAAAGGAAGGACUUACCCAGAAUGUGGAUCUUCCACCUAUAUUACCGAAGAACAAGAAAAAACCCUAUCCGAUCCCGAUAACAGAGAUCCAGAGGAUGGCAAGGGAAAACAAGAAACUUGCUCAAAUGGGUAUAGAAAAGCCACUUGAACCUCCCGAUAACGGGUUACUAGUCCCUGAACUAAUUCCUGUUGCACACGAAGUUCUGUUUGCUUGGGAGGGUCUGAUUAAAGGUCUUGCACAACUCUUGCACGUAAUUCCAGUCUAUGCGUGUAGCGAGUGCUCUGAAAUCCAUGUUGCUGAGACCGGGCAUCAAAUACAGAACUGCCGGGGCUCAAGCAGCAAUAAGCGUCAAGGUUGUCACUUAUGGGUUAAGGGGUCAAUCAAUGAUGUGCUUAUAGCCAUCGAGUCAUACCAUCUCUUUGACCCUUUUGGCCAACGAAUCAAGCAUGAAACCAGGUUUGACUACGACCGGAUCCCUGCCAUUGUUGAACUCUGUAUCCAAGCUGGUGUUGAUUUACCAGGCUACCCUUCACGCCGGAGAACCAACCCCAUACGAACCAUUGGAAAGAAAGUGAUUGACCGAGGUGGAUACCUCGAGGAUCCUACAGUUAGCCCUAGAGAUACUUCGGCACUGAUAAACUAUGACACACAGGGUGCUCUGUUUCGGUUUCCACCACCAAACCCAUCAGAUUUGUCUGUGAUUGCUCAAGAAACAAUGGAUUCAUAUGAAACUGUUGCAAAGGGUUUGAGGAAGUUGAUGGGGAAGUAUUCUGUGAAAGCUUGUGGAUAUUGCCCGGAAAUUCACGUGGGUCCGUGGGGCCACGAUGCGAAGCUAUGUGGGGAAUUUAAGCAUCAGUGGAGGGAUGGGAAGCAUGGUUGGCAAGAUGCAACAGUUGAUGAAGUAUUCCCGCCGAACUACGUGUGGCACGUUAGAGAUCCUGGUGGGCCGCCUUUGAGGGCUGAGCUUAAGCGGUUUUAUGGGAAGGCGCCUGCUGUUGUUGAAGUUUGCCAGCAAGGCGGUGCCGUGGUUCCUAAGAAGUAUAAACCCAUGAUGAGGCUUGAUAUUGUGCUUCCUGAUAGUGAGGAAGCUGGCCUAGUUGCCUGAUACUGUGACAGUAAAUUAAGAUGUUGUAAAAUUAUCAGUUUUAGGAAGAUGGGUUUGUAAAUAUGUAUAAUAGUAUGUUUCAUAUGAAAAUAUGGAUUGAUCUGCAAAGCUCAAGUUAGAGAUGGUGUGUUCUGUGUUGUAUAUAAUGAUUUUGAAAGCUA
This is a messenger RNA of Spinacia oleracea (spinach), 1776 nucleotides long. RefSeq names its product APO protein 1, chloroplastic. The coding region runs from base 290 to 1615 and encodes 441 amino acids. Gene Ontology annotation, molecular function: RNA binding. The transcript has 4 exons. The record is from RefSeq and is a predicted model, not a curated record. Lineage: Eukaryota; Viridiplantae; Streptophyta; Magnoliopsida; Caryophyllales; Amaranthaceae.